AAGACGCCUUCGUAAUCUAGGCUCUUCCAUCCAUCAGUACCUUUUCUGUCAUUUAGCGAUAACUAUAAAACACAAUGGGGUGCUGAUCAAAAUCACUUUUGCGAAAAGAUUUGAGUCGUUUUAGAUUCAAUUCUCACCACAUCUCACAGCGUUCGGUUUACUCAAAGGUUUCCACCAGUCUCUCUGGAGCUGUGACUACACUUGGUCGAGAUGAAUCGGCCAAAGCCAACGGCCCUGCGGCGGCCCAGUGCUGCGAAAACAUCGGGUCAUCCCCCACCCGGAGACUUCAUCGCUCUGGGCUCAAAGAACCAGGGCGGCGACUCUAAAGCCCCCGCUGUCCUCCUGAAGCCGGCCGCCGCCGUUCUACCUGCUGACCGCAAGAGAGAGACUUCCUCCGCCCUCCCGUCCUCAUCGGGGCUGUCCAGCCUCACCAAGCGGCCCAAGCUUUCCACCACGCCCCCGGUCAGUGCCCUGGGACGCCUCGCUGAUGUUGCGUCUGCGGACAAGAGGGCGAUAUCACCCUCCAUUAAGGAACCAUCGGUUAUUCCUAUCGAAGUUUCACCGGCGCUGCUGUUGGACGACAUCGAGUUGGCAGAGUCGGAGGGCAACGACGAGCGCAUCGAGGGCCUGCUGUGUGGCGCGGUGAAGCAGCUCAAGAUGAACCGAGCCAAGCCGGACAUCACGCUGUACCUCAGCCUCAUGUUCCUGGCCAAGAUCAAACCCAACGUGUUUGCUACGGAAGGAAUCAUAGAGGCCUUGUGCAGCCUCCUGCGUCGAGACGCUUCCAUCAACUUUAAAGCAAAGGGGAACAGCCUGGUGUCUGUGCUGGCCUGCAAUCUGCUGAUGGCCGCCUACGAAGAGGACGAGAACUGGCCCGAGAUUUUUGUCAAAGUGUACAUCGAAGACUCCCUCGGGGAAAGAAUCUGGGUGGACAGCUCUCACUGCAAGAACUUUGUGGACAACAUUCAGACGGCUUUCGGCACCAAGGUGCCGCCCAAAAGCAUGCUACUGCAGGCCGACACGGGCCGAGCCGCUGGAGAUCUCAGUGCAGGUAACAGCCCUCAUCCGUCAACCCCCGAUGAGGACGACAGCCGGGCAGAAUUGCUUAUAGCGGAGGAGAAACUCAGCCCCGAGGAUGAAGGGCAAAUUAUGCCGAGGUAUGAGGAACUAGCGGAGAGCGUGGAGGACUAUGUGCUGGACGUCCUGCGGGAUCAACUGAACCGCCGGCAGCCCAUGGACAACGUGUCACGGAAUCUGCUGCGCCUGCUGACCGCCACGUGCGGGUACAAAGAGGCUCGGCUGAUGGCCGUGCAGAGGCUGGAGAUGUGGCUUCAGAACCCCAAGUUGACCAGGCCGGCUCAGGACCUCCUCAUGUCGAUGUGUAUGAACUGCAACACGCACGGAGCGGACGACAUGGAGGUGAUCUCCAACCUGAUCAAAAUCCGCCUCAAGCCCAAAGUGCUGCUCAACCACUACAUGCUCUGUGUCAGGGAGCUUCUGAAUGCACACAGAGACAACCUGGCCACGAUGGUGAAGUUGGUCAUCUUCAACGAGCUGUCUAAUGCCAGGAACCCCAACAACAUGCAGGUUCUUCACACGUUGCUGCAGCACAGCCCGGAACAGGCGCCGAAGUUCUUGGCGAUGGUCUUCCAGGAUCUACUCACCAACAAGGACGACUACCUCCGUGCCUCGCGAGCCCUGCUGAGGGAGAUCAUCAAGCAGACCAAACAUGAAAUCAAUUUCCAGUCCUUCUGCUUCGGUUUGAUGCAGGAGAGGAAGGAAACCACCUACGUGGACAUGGAGUUCAAAGAGCGCUUUGUCAUCCAGGUGACAGAUUUGCUUACCGUCUCCAUGAUGUUGGGCAUCACAGCUCAGGUCAAAGAAGCCGGCAUCGCGUGGGACAAAGGGGAGAAGAAAAACCUGGAGGUCCUGAGAUCCUUCCAAAAUCAGAUCGCCUCCAUCCAGAGGGAUGCCGUAUGGUGGCUUCACACGGUGGUUCCCACCAUCAGCAAAGUGGGCGCCAAGGACUACGUGCACUGCCUUCACAAAGUGCUUUUCACGGAGCAACCCGAGACCUACUACAAGUGGGACAACUGGCCGCCAGAGAGCGACAGGAACUUCUUCCUGCGUCUCUGCUCCGAAGUUCCCCUGCUGGAGGACACGCUGAUGCGCAUCCUGGUGAUCGGGCUGUCUCGCGAUCUGCCGCUUGGCCCGGCGGACGCCAUGGAGCUCGCCGACCACCUGGUCAAGAGGGCCGCUGGCGCUCAGUCCGACGAUCUGGAGGUCCUGGUUGUGGAGCGGAUCCAGCUCAUUGACGCUGUGCUCAAUCUGUGCACAUACCAUCACCCAGAAAACAUCCAGCUGCCUGCAGGGUACCAGCCUCCAAAUUUGGCAAUCUCCACCCUUUAUUGGAAAGCAUGGCUUCUGCUGCUGGUGGUAGCUGCAUUCAAUCCACAGAAAAUAGGCUUGACUGCCUGGGAUGGUUACCCUACCCUAAAAAUGCUCAUGGAGAUGGUUAUGACCAACAACUACACGUACCCGCCUUGCACCGUGGCGGACGACGACACAAAGACUGAGAUGAUCGGUCGCGAGCUGCAGAUCUCACAGCGGGAGAAGCAGGAGAUCCUGGCCUUCGAGAGCCACUUGGCCGCCGCGUCCACCAAACAGACCAUCACGGAGAGCAACAGCCUGCUGCUCUCCCAGCUCACCAGUCUGGACCCGCAGGGUCCGCCUCGUCGACCUCCACCUCAGGUUCAGGAGCAAGUGAAGACCCUCAACCAGUCUUUACGUCUCGGCCAUCUUCUAUGCCGCAGCCGCAACCCGGACUUCCUGCUCAACAUCAUACAGAGACAGGCUUCCUCCCAGUCCAUGCCAUGGUUGGCAGACCUGGUCCAGUCCAGCGAGGGGUCCUUAGACGUGCUGCCCGUGCAGUGCCUGUGCGAAUUCCUCCUGCACGAUGCUGCGGACGACAGCCUGCACAUAGACGAUGAUGAUGAGGGAGGGAGUAAAGAGCAGAAAGCCAAGAGAAGACAAAGACAGCAGAAACAAAGGCAACUCCUCGGACGACUUCAGGAUCUUUUGUUGGGUCCCAAGGCCGAUGAGCAGACAACGUGCGAAGUUCUGGAUUAUUUCCUGCGUCGUCUCAGCUCCUCUCAGGUGGCUUCGAGAGUCCUGGCAAUGAAGGGCUUGUCACUGGUACUGACUGAAGGAGGUCUGAAGGAUGGAGAGGAACGGGACCAGCCAAUGGAGGAGGACUCUGCCGAUGCCGAGCUCCUGCCGGUGUACCAGUGGCUGCUGCAGGACCUUCCCAAACUCCCCAUGUUCGACAGCGUCCGAGGCAUGACGUCCACCGCCCUGCAGCAGGCCAUACACAUGGAGACUGACCCUCAGACCAUCAGCGCUUAUCUCAUCUACCUGUCACAGUAUGCACCAGUGGAGGAACAGGCUUCUCACAAUGACCUGGCUUUGGAUGUGGCCCGGCUCAUUGUGGAACGCUCCACCAUCAUGAACAACCUCUUCUCCAAGCACUCCUGCAGACCCGAGUCAGAGGCUGUCCUCAGCGCUUUCCUCUCCAUCUUCUCCACUUACAUCAGGAGGAUGAGGAAGACCAAAGAUGGGGAGGAUCUGUACAGCUGGUCGGAGUCUCAAGAUCAGGUGUUUCUGCGCUGGACAACAGGAGAGACCGCCACCAUGCACAUCCUUGUCGUCCACGCGAUGGUCAUCCUACUGACUCUGGGCCCUCCUAAAGGCGAAAGUGACUUCUACAAUCUUUUGGACAUUUGGUUCCCUGACAAGAAACCAUUGCCAACUGCCUUCCUGGUAGACACGUCAGAGGAGGCCUUGCUGCUGCCUGAUUGGUUGAAACUGAGGAUGAUUCGAUCUGAGGUGCCUCGAUUGGUGGAUGCAGCAUUGCAAGACCUGGAACCUGAGCAAUUGCUACUGUUUGUGCAGUCGUUUGGAAUUCCCGUCUCGAGCAUGAGUAAACUGCUGCAGUACUUGGACCAGGCCGUCACUGUCGAACAACGGGCACUGGAGCAGAACAUCAUGGACAAGGACUACAUGGCUCACCUGGUGGAGGUGCAGCAUGAGCGAGGUGCCACCGGGGGGCAGGCUUUUCACAGAUUGCUGAUGUCAUUCCUUCCACCGCAGAGAGAUGCUCCUGAAUCAAAUAAAGUCAAAGUUCCAGUGGAAACGCCUCACGGCGCCGUUAAGAUGAGAGGAGCCACACAGCUUCAUACAGUCGGGCCUGAUGAUGACCUGACAGGCUUGAUGCUGAGGAUAUUCCCAUUGAAGGCAGAGCCGCGCUGGCCCAGCCCGCCCCCCGGCCAGCUCUCCCUGGCCUUGCAGCAGGCUCUGGCCAAAGAACUGAUGCGGGCCAAGCAAGGUCAGGUUCAUCAGGCCGGGCUGGCUCUGCAUCUCCUUCAGGCCAUGGCCGCCCUGCUUACCUCGACCCAUGCCGGGCCCAUCGUUCUGUCCAUGCACCGUAAUCAUGCCCUCGCUUGUCCGCUCAUGCGUCAGCUUCACCUUUACCAGCGCCUUGUGCCGCAGGACGUCACCUUCUCUUCCCUAUUCCUUAAAGUCAACGUUGAGAUGCUCAUCUGGCUUGACAAUCCCUCCGUGGAGGCGGGCCCACUAAAGACUCUGCUCAAGUCUUUUAUUGGCCAAAAUUCUCACACACACAGGCACAAUGAUGUACGCUCAGGCUUCCUCCACCUGGCUGAGGCACUGGUGUAUCACAGCGACACUGAGGUGCCACUGAGAGCCAUCAUAGCGAUGCUGAAGGACGGAGAGAGAUGUAACGCAGAGGCGGAGCUUAUUGGAAAAGUCUUACAAGGGCUGAUGGAGACCAAGUCUCCAUAUUUGGAGGAGCUGUUGUCUCUGUUGAUGACAGUCAGCACCCAGAAAGGGCCGGCCGGCCCCGUUGCCAUGGUUAUUUCUUUACUGCUGCAAGAAAGCGAGGAGCGGGCCGUGAAGAAGGACCCGGACGCAAAUUCAAUCUCCGAGUUGACAAAGUCCGGCCUGAGCUCGGGCCUACUGGUGGGUUGGAUGGAGUAUUUGGACCCCGAGGUCACAUCAGUGUGUCCCGACCUUCAGCAGAAACUCUUGUUUGCCCUCAACAAGGCGCGAGGUACUCCGGCCUACAGGCCUUACCUUCUGGCCCUGCUCACGCAUCAGUCUAACUGGUCCACGCUGCUGCAGUGUAUCAGCACUCUGCUCAGCAAGCGCAAAGACUACAAACUGGACCCAACGUCAGCUCUUGAUUUCCUGUGGGCGUGCAGUCACAUCCCGCGCAUCUGGCAAGGACGUGACCAGAAGAUCCCUCAAAAGAAAACGGAGAUAUUUGUGAUGCAGCUGAGCUCCGAGGAGCUCAUCAGCCUUGUGGAUCUGAUCCUGGCCGAGUCGGAGCUCAACUGUCGCGGCGAGAGGAGCGCGGCGGAGGAGGAGGUGUCCUGCUCUCUGAUCCAGGCCCGGCUGCCUCUCCUCCAUUCCUACUGCAACGGCCACCUGGACAACAUCAAGAAAGUGUCCGAGUACCUCAUCAGCUGCACCAAGAAGUGGGAGGACAGUGCCAUGAGUAAGCGUUGCCAGAACUUGCUUCUGCAAAUCUACCUCCACUUCCCCGAGGUCAUCCAGCACGUCGCCUUGCCUGAGGGCACGCUCAGCAGCGGCGGAACGGCGGGUGGCAGCAGCUGCAAGCUUGACAUGCUGGUCCACCGUCUGGUUACAUUGCUUGCCGAUGUAGUGGAAUCCAAAUCGGCUGAGGGACGCGUUUCUGACGCCAACCUCGCCUGUAGGAAACUGGCCGUGUCACAUCCUGUCCUCUUGCUCAGGCACCUGCCCAUGAUCGCAGGCCUCCUUCACGGCCGCAUUCACCUCAACUUUAGCGAGUUCCGCCAACAGAACCACAUGAUGUUCUUCAGCAAUGUGCUGGCCAUCCUGGAACUCCUGCAGCCCCUCGUCUUUCACACUGACCACCAGAGGGCGCUUCAAGACUGCCUCCUUUCCUUUAUGAAGGUCCUUAAGAACUUUCAAAGGAGUCGAUCCCCAUUGGUCUUCAUCAACAAGUUCCUCCACUUCACUCAAAAGUACAUUACCCACGAUGCAGCGGCCGCCAUUCCGUACCUGCAGAGGCACUCUGACAUAUUGCAGAGCAUGAGUGCAGAAAAUCCAGACUUGGUCCAGCUCAAGUCUCUGCUAGCCGGGCUCACCCUUCCUGUAAAAAGCUCCUCCACAGAGGUCUCUACCGAAGACGGAGAUGAUGAGAUUGCGGCCGGUUCCCUCCCUCUGGUCAACAUCUCUGCGUCUGUUCCGCUGAGCAGCGCCGACAUGACUACGUAUCUGAAGAAGAUUUCGAGAGGCGAGGCAAUGGAGGAUGUGUUGGAAGUGUUGAUAGAGGUGGAUGAGAAGUCGAGGAGGAGCCCGGAGAUCAUCCAGUACUUCACUAAUGACCUGCAGAGACUCAUGAUGUCCUCGGAGGAGUUGUGUCGGAACAUUGCCUUCAGCCUGGCGCUGCGCUGCAUCCAGAAUAAUCCCUGCCUGGCUAACGACUUCCUGCCGACGUUCAUGUACUGCAUGGGCAGCAGCGACUUUGACGUGGUGCAGACGGCUUUGAGGAAUCUUCCGGAAUACGUGCUGCUCUGUCAAGAACAUGCAGACAUCUUGCUCCACAAGGCGUUCUUAGUGGGCGUCUACGGACAAAUCGACACCAGUUCAAUGAUAUCAGAGUCCAUGAAGGUCCUUCACAUGGAAGCAAUUUAACUUCAUUCAGUCGCAUUCGCAUGGAAAAUGAUGUAUCAACUUUUUAAUGGGCAGUUUAUAGUCCAAACGCACAUUUAUUUGAUUCAGGAUGCUUUCUGAGGGGGAAACAUACAUUUUAGUUUACACAAGUGCAUCUCACAUUUGAAUAUUGUAUAAGAGUUUUUUUUUUUUUUUUAAGUCUGUGGAUUCAAAAAGUUAAAUUUGUACUAUACAAUCCAUUAAAAGGGAAGUUGCAGUUUUAAAACCACGAGCUAGAUUUUAAUGUAGCUUCACUUCACUAAUCCUUCCCCCUCUUUCGAGUCCUUUACCAAAACUCCGCCCCUCACUGACGUGCACGAGCACGAUUCUCAAACAUGGCCGUUCAUAAUGACAUGCGAUUAUGUAAGUGCAUAGUUGUGAUAGAUGCUAACAGAGAACGCUGUCCAGUGUCAACAAAGAAGAAGCAUUCCUAAGCUAGCAUUUGCACCAUAAACAAGCCGAUGUUAGCUGCGGCUGCUACGUUGAUAGCAUGACUUAUUUGUGAUAGAGUGUUACAAUAACAAAAUGUUAUCAGUUUUAUUUUUGGAAUGUGCAAUUAAUUAUAUAUCAAAAAGAGGUGAUAAACUUGCCUGUUCAGCAGAAAUGUUGCUAAUUCUGUAUCACUUCCGAAUCCUUAGCUGCAAAAGGUCCGUUGGUCGGCUUUUUUUUUUUUUGGGGUGUGUGGGGGGGUAUUGUGCCCAGUUGCUAGCAAAUGAAGGAUGGGCAAAACUCCUGAAGCCCAAGCAAGCAGGUCACCGCAAGGUUAGAAGAGUGUGCCGGUGACCAGCUACAUGUGUGCCUUUGAGUGCACGGUAAAUGAUUGACACCAUGUCGGUCAUGCCGUCUGUUUCUGAUUGGUGGUUGUUGUUCCUCGGGCGCGGUGGAUUCGUGAGAAUCUAAACACAGGUACAAGAUGGGGCCAGAGGGAUGAGGUUGCUUUUUUUGUCUUUCCCCCCCCCCAAAUCAUUUUACUAAUAUACUACUGUCAGGUUUAUACAGAAAGUUUUAACAAAAUGACAAAAAGUGAUUGUUUUGAAAACUUCAAACUCCCCCUUUGAACACAGGGAAAAAAAAUUUUUCAGUCGGCCAAUUCCUCCCAAAUUUCAAUGUUUCAAAUCAUUUAAAUUGUUUCUUAUGUUAUAUUCUAAUUGUAAAAGAUUGUUUAUUUGCGUUUUUCGUUUGCUGUAAAAUAUAGGAAUCCGGAUUAUUAAAAAAAAAGAAUCAUGGAAUUUCUCAGUGUGUACUGAAUCUAUAGAUGUAUGAGUUUCACUUUUUGAAUUGACUCACAGAGAGAAAAAAAAAACGUUUUUCCACAACUAAUUUAUUAGGGUUCACCUGUAUAUAAAAUCAGCUCUAUUAAUUUGAAUGUUUGAUACUGAAACUCCAACAAUGCUUGACUUUUUAAAUGUGGGACCGCAAAGCCUCUGUAUUAUGGACUCAAGUCUUUGUCUCCACACCACAUUGUUUGCCUGACACUUAAAAAGCACCCCCGGUGAAUAAAGAAAAUAAGAAAAUACAGAAUUUGCCUUUAAUUUCAUUUGAGUGAGUAGUGGAACAAAUUUCUGCAGCCGCUCGUUUCGUCCAAAAUGAUGAGCUGAAAUUGUAAAUAAAACACGGCACCAAAGCCAAUUAUUAACUUUCAUGUAAAAUUCCAAAGACGGGGGGGGGAAAAAAAAGAUAAGAAGCGGGCGCCUUUCAAUUGGUUGCAGACAAAAGCGGGAAGCGGCUGUCACGCUGCGUGGCGGCUCGCUUCUCGCCGGCGCGCGGCAGGCAGAUUAAAGGUUGUGAUGAGCAUGCCGCGAUGGAAACCAUUUUGCCAUGAAAAGUGCGUCUUGUUUAGCCCCGCUGCCACCGAAUUGAUGUGAAAGCCUCUCCGCAGAGUCACAAGAGCCAAGUCAAACAGCGCAGGCAUGCGGGCUCAAGGAGGAAAGUGGACUUCCCCAUUGGAGCCAAAUUAACCGUGGCGGUAAUUGUUCAAUCAUUUCAAGCCAGAGGUCCGCUUUGAUGACACCAUGCGGACCCUUUGCCGCUGGUGUUGCGUUACGUGGAACUUGAGGAUCCUCAGUAAGGCUUAGGCGUGCCCACACUUGUCGCUCAGUGGAAGCUGUCGCUCACUAAUCAAAAGUCCAAUAACAUACUUGGACUGGAUGAAUGAGUGCAGCUUUUAGCACUACUCUACCUCUUUGUAUUACACUGUAAUACAGGAACACCAUUUGGGGGUCAUUUGCUUUAAUGUAUUUUUUUUCCCCAAGCUCACAGCUCGCCAGCCAUUACUUUAGCAUGUGUGUAAUUUAUACCCUUCAGUGUCUCUCAACCGAAACAAAGUGAUACUCUGAUGCCUCUAACACAGUGGUUCUCAAACAAUUUACACCAAGUAUCAUGUAAAAAAAAAAACUUGGCUUUCCAAGUACCACCAUCAUGACCGACAAUAAAAUACAGGCGCAUAGUAUGCCUGCAUGUUCAAAAACAUCAGAAAUGAGACGGGUUUUAUUGCUCAAAAAUAUAGUUAUUAACUCAUUCACUGCCAGCCUUCCCAGUUGAAUAUGUGACUUCUAAAGCCGUCAAUGGCAGUGACUGUGUUAAUGUUGUAAGCCACUUUAACAUUAUGCACAACAGUGCACUUAAAUAUAAAAAACAUAGCAAAAAAAGUACUUGAAUGAUUUAAUUGCACAUAAAAGUUAAAUAAAAAUUGUUGCUCAAUAAAAAUGUAAAAACAAACUGUUCUUAAUUAAAGUUUAUAUGAACUGAACUGUACUUAGCCAGUGAUUCUUUUGGGUACCACUAGAAGGAGCCCCCACCACUAGUAGCAAUUAUGGAAAGCUGUUUGCGCAUGAUAUACUGUAAAAUGCCCUUGAUAUCAAUAAUAGUAAUGUAAUAAUAGUAGUAAGCUUAAUAGUAAUGAGUCAGAUUAGUUUAACAUCCAUGUACUAGUGUGCUCUUUGCCAGAUAAUUCAGUGCACUAGUAGAACAAAUAGGGUACACUCAUAGAACAAAUGUGUCUUACAACUGAUUUUUACAAUACUAGUGCCACUUUUGGCCUACUUGUACUAAAUUAAACUUUACUAGUAAACUUGCCGUGUUGUGCUAGUAAACACUACCCGGCCCAACUGGACCAUAGCAGUAGCACCAAAAUGCUCACUGGUAGUUUUGCCUCACUAGAAACAUGAAACAGCUGAAAAUUGGCGACUGUGACUCCCCCACAUGUGAGGGCAUUACAGUAAGUAAGUAUACUGUAAAAACCCAGCAAAAACGACUGCUUCAAGAAUGCAAUGUAGCCAGGGAACACUGUAUAUACAAACACGGUGCCCCCGUUGACAUGGUCUCUUCCUGAUGGCUUAAUUGCACCUGUAUGGUGUCCUAUAACUCGCCGAGAGCUGUGUUUAUGGUGAUCUAUCACCUUGCUGCACAAGUCCCGACAGCCUGGGCUCUUGGUCCGGCGCCAACAUCCGAUCGGCCGGGCAGCAGCCAGACGGAACGGCGAUGAGUGACGGCGAGCAGAAGGGCAGGGCUGAGAAGUUAACAAACAACUGCUGUCAUCAUCAUCAUUAUCAUUAUCAUCAUUAUCAUGACAGUGCCAGUCUGUAUGCCCUGACCUGGCCACUGCUACGCCCGCUUGAGCACGUGAUACUCGUAUUGAUCGCAGUGAUCAGCUUGGCAGGAAUGCAGACGCUCCCCGGUGUCUCAGCCGCCCCGCACCCCCGCAAUGUGCCGCGACCUGCCCCGUCGCACAUCUGUCUGCUCUCCAUCUUCCUCUCCGUGGCACGGCGGCCUUAGAUCAUCUCCUCCUCGGCCACACUUGACUUGUGCUUGCCUGGAAAAGAAAAAACAAAACAAAAAAUGUCUCCCUACUGCCUUUCACGGUGCCACUUUGAUGUCUCAAGUGUGAUUCGCUUUUGGAUCGCGUCUGCUUUCCCUUGAUGGCGCUGACAUGAAAAGCGGGCCGCUGGCCUCUCUGGUUCGUCCCACAACCGCUGAUCCACGACUAAAACAGUCGGCCCCGCCGAUCUGCGGGAUACGAUUACCCGGGAAGAAGGAGGCAUGAGGCGUUGAGGCCUCCUCAGGCGUGACACCCACUUUUACUCCAACUUAAACAAGACUUUUAACGGGUGCUGAUUGAAUUAUGCCUUGAAACCGUUAAGAAAUAGAAUAGCCCUCCGCCAAGGUUGAGCUGCUAACAAAACUCUGACUACAUUGUCGCCAGUGACUCUGGCAAGAACGAAGCAGUAGAUGCAAUGAAGCAACAACAAACAACAACAAAAACACAAAAAUGACGAGUGAUGAGCCCGCCUUUUGUUACCACGACGACUCGGGAAAUAGUUUUGGAUCGGGAAAAGCCGUCAGAGCAGCAAAACUAUCGCUUUGCCCCCAUCUUGGUGUCAAGGAACUAUGUCGACGUGAGUUGAGGAUAUUCACAUAGACAAAAGUUGUGCGUAGCUGCCAUCGUGUGGCAGUUAUAGGCAAGUGUAACCCUUUUUGGCCGGUGUCAAAUUACAAGUAAAUUUUUUCUAUUCGUUGCAGGGUUUCGUCACUGUAGCUGCAAAACAAUAUAUCUCCUCUCAAAUGUUACUUUUUAAUUAAAACAUAUUUAUAUAUAAAGUACUUUUUGUCUAAAUGAACAGAUCAAAGUCAUUUUUUAGCUCUGAAACUUUCUUCAAAUGUUUUCUCGGGUGUUCAAAUUGUGAGAGUAGAAGCCAAAUAGAUGAAAAGUGUCCACACAGAGCUGAGGCUGAACAAACACCAUGUGUGGCGGGACUGUCGACUGAAUAGACACCUGCGUUUGUCCCGGGCGCACAGCUAGCUAUGGAGGAUUUAGGGUCUGAAAGUAGUCCCUCAGCGUCCCCCUGCCAAAAUUCUUUGCCUCUGUCUUUUUAAAGCCUAUUGAUCCACAUAAUGAGGGACAGAAUUGGGGGAGGACUUGAGGUUGUGACAGACGCUUCUAAAGAAGACGCUGGUGGAUAAUUGAGGCAGGCCUUAAGGCCACAAUGGUGACGGCUCUUGUCAGGCUUCACGCGUUGGGCCUCGCACUCCUCUCUGGUGGUUGCACAGCUCGCCCGGAUGACACGCUAACCACGGAGAGAGCAUUGUUUUAUUAGCGGCGAGACAAGUGUUUUCCGUGGGCUUAGACAGCCACCGGUGAGACGUCCUUUCGGGGCGAACUUGGAAUUGACUUGCUCGAGCUUGUGCUCCGUUAUCAGAAACCGAACUCUACAGCUUUAGUCGUCCCUGGGUGGAAAGGACAUUUAACAAUCUGUCAAUGGCUUUAUGUCAUUUGGUAGUGCCAAAUGACAGCAAAUGUUCUCUCAAGGCAUUUUUCACACGGAGCACACUAGUUAGUGCUUUGAAUAAAAAUGCUUUUGUGAAAUCGUGUCUGUUGGCAUCAUAACAUGUAACUCAUCGGCGUUUGCAUGGGGAAUUUGAUCCCUUAUGUGUAAUUCCAUGCGACGCUAGAAGAGAUGGCGAGUGUGUGUGUGUGUGUGUGUGUGUGGAGGGGGGGUGAUUCUUGGGAAUGAUGGGAAAUGUAGUUAUUCAUUGUAAACAUGGAGAGGAAAAGGUCAAAGCCAUCACGUAUAGAAUUUUGAAAGAAAAGAAGAGGUUAAUGGUUAAUUUAUGGGACGAGGAGGGACCAAAGAAGGGUCUCGCACAGGGCGCCAUUCAAGCUCAAACCAACAACAUAGAAAAACAAAUGCAAAAAAAACAACAAACCAUUUUGCUAGAUUUAUUUAGACUCAAUUUAGUAGGGUACAUUCUAAUUUAUAUUUUCAUUUUUGUUGGGGGUACUAUGUUGCAAACUGCAUUUUAUUGCUGUUUUAUUGAUUUCAGUUAACACUGUCCAAUGAAAAGCAUGUAUGUCCAAAUGUAGUAAAUAUUUCCUUUUUUAUCUUGAUAGAUCUUUUUUUUUGUAUAAAAAGUCACUAAACUAGGAGGUACAACCUCUCAUUGGACAUUGACAAUAUGCUAAUUUCUCCAGACAUCAUUUAACUGUCCAAAAAAGGCUAAGAGGAAGUUAAAAAUGAAGUGACAAUGGAAACACCAUUGCACAAAAAAAUAUAUGCCGGUUGAUGCAAAAACAUUUUGACUUUAACAUUAGUUUAUGAUUACAAAUUGUUUUGCAAAAAAAAAAAAAAAAAAACACACAUUUUGAACAUUUUGUAACACAAAAUUAACACCUAAAUGAAAGAAAUGAAUGAAAGACUUUUUUGCCACCUCAUUCCCUUAAACACGGGGGGCCGCCCUGACACCCUCGGCGUGACGAGAUACGAUCUGACAUAAUGGACUUUGCCAACGUUACGAUUCACCGCCCCCUCCACCACUUGAGCCCAUAAAAAAGCGAGCGUUGUGCUAAAUGUCGUGCGUCGACGGAUGGUAAUCAUCAAUUAUGAUUCGUCAGUGUGAUGUAAUUUGCAGGAUGGAUAAGAGCAACGUCUAAUGAGAGCCUAAGUGAAGCCUGCGCUGUUAAUGACAUGUCACAUUUUCGUACUCAUCCGACUGAGGCUGACUGGCUUCAUUUGGCUGUAAUUCAUUAGACAAAUGUUCAGUCACUGCAAUGCUGUGCAAACACCACACAUAUUCACUGCUGUUUUGCACACAUUUUAAUCUUAAGGAGCCAAUCAGAUUGCUGUACUACAGACAAAAAUAGUGGGUUGAUAUUCAUUUCACGGUACGUUUA
Molecule: messenger RNA, 13444 nt
Organism: Phycodurus eques (leafy seadragon)
Lineage: Eukaryota; Metazoa; Chordata; Actinopteri; Syngnathiformes; Syngnathidae
Gene: ints1
Product: integrator complex subunit 1
Exons: 48
Coding region: 211-6759 (2182 amino acids)
Biological process (GO): U2 snRNA 3'-end processing
Cellular component (GO): integrator complex
Source: RefSeq, a predicted model, not a curated record